Puccinia triticina is the source of this 699-nucleotide messenger RNA. RefSeq lists its product as uncharacterized. NCBI's taxonomy places the organism in Eukaryota, Fungi, Basidiomycota, Pucciniomycetes, Pucciniales, Pucciniaceae. The record is from RefSeq and is a predicted model, not a curated record. Gene Ontology annotation, cellular component: CTDK-1 complex. The transcript has 4 exons. Bases 1 to 699 code for a protein of 232 amino acids. Gene Ontology annotation, biological process: positive regulation of DNA-templated transcription, elongation; positive regulation of transcription by RNA polymerase I.
AUGCUUUCUAAAGCUUUGUCUUUGGUGCUCCUGCUCGUUGCCAGUUUUUCUUUCGACGCGCAUGCCAUCCCUGCAACAGUAAAGCCGGCUCUCUCGCCGCGUCACGGUCAUCCGCCUCACGGUCAUCCGCCUCAUUUUGCAACAAGCGCAUCAGCAAGCUGCUCCGUCCAAGUCCAGAGUUUCCAGACCAGCUGGCAGUCGCUGUCUCAGUCAUUCGUCCAGACUCAGUCGGUCUUCGAGCAGCGAGCAGAUGUGAGCGUUGCGUACGAAUCCGUCCAAACGCUAUAUCAGAGCUAUCAAUCGACCGUCUCCCAGUACCAAUCCUACGACCUUUGCAAUAAUGGCUUGGCUCAGAGUGGCUUCCAAACGCAAUUCCAGCAAUCUGUAACGACAAUGUACAGAUCUUUCCAGUCUAUCAUCAUCAUCGGGAAACAGACCUAUGGUUACCGAUGGGAAACACAGUUUACUCAGGUGUUCCAAAAGAUGAGCUCGUUCGGAAACUUCUGUCAGACGGUCGCUUCCGGCAUCCAGAUCGACUUGGGUGGCAUCUUAGGUGGACUGGGUCUUAACAUCAAUUUAUUUGUCAACAUCGGAAUCAACCUGGGUGGAAUCCUUGGCGGACCGCGCGGCGGCUCGUUCAGCAAUGGCUUUGGUGGAAGACCAAACGGCGGCUUAGUUGGGUCCAGGCGCUUGCCUUAA